Molecule: messenger RNA, 921 nt
Organism: Panicum virgatum (switchgrass)
Lineage: Eukaryota; Viridiplantae; Streptophyta; Magnoliopsida; Poales; Poaceae
Product: alpha-L-arabinofuranosidase 1-like
Exons: 6
Coding region: 1-639 (212 amino acids)
Biological process (GO): L-arabinose metabolic process
Molecular function (GO): alpha-L-arabinofuranosidase activity
Source: RefSeq, a predicted model, not a curated record
AUGAUUCCAGCCGUAGGCAAGGUGUUUGUCAGCGAAUAUGCAGUUAACGAACCAAAGGAUGCUGGUCAAGGAAGCCUCCUUGCUUCACUGGCAGAGGCUGCACUCCUCACUGGGCUAGAAACGAAUAGUGACAUCGUUCAAAUGGCAUGUUAUGCGCCACUCUUCACAAAUGACAAUGAUCGCCAAUGGAACCCAGAUGCGAUAGUCUUCAACUCGUGGCAACAGUACGGAACUCCUAGUUACUGGAUGCAGACAUUCUUCCGUGAAUCAAGUGGUGCUACGAUUCAUCCAGUUCAGAUCACAUCCAGCUACUCCGAUUCAUUGGCCACAUCUGCUAUAACCUGGAACAACACUGAGAAUAGCUUUCUGAGGGUGAAGAUUGUAAACUUUGGACCUCAUGCUGUGAACCUGACAAUACGUGCAACUGGACUUCAAGCUGGUACAGCAGUCAAUACAAUGGCAUCAAGGCUCACUGUUCUCACGUCGAGCAACGUGAUGGAUGAAAAUUCAUUCAGCAACCCAAAUAAUGUCGUUCCGAUCAUCAGAGAGCUGCCCAAUGCCUCCGAAGAGACGCAUGCCUUGCCGAAUCCUUAUUCGCUCACCUCAUUCGACCUAGCUCUGGAGCAAAGGCAGGCGUAGUGUGAUGUGCGUUCUGGUGUGUGUGUGUGUGUGUGCCUAUCAGACCUCGUGUUAAACUGAGUUUGUGGGACUGCAGACGAGCAACUGCAAAUGGUGGUAGGAUGAUUCUUGUUAACCUGCUCUCGCUUGAUCAGAUCGAACCCCAGUUAAAGUUAAAUAAAUCUGCAGUUAGAAGUCACAACUAUGGCAUGUGAUCAACCGGAGUUGUGUUUGAGGCUGAAGGCACUCGAUGCACCUUGUUCACAAAAGCAGAGUUAUAUAACCUGCACGCCAAGUGGUCAA